Saccostrea echinata is the source of this 1417-nucleotide messenger RNA. RefSeq names its product meiosis-specific nuclear structural protein 1-like. The transcript is spliced from 12 exons. The record is from RefSeq and is a predicted model, not a curated record. The coding region runs from base 57 to 1367 and encodes 436 amino acids. NCBI's taxonomy places the organism in Eukaryota, Metazoa, Mollusca, Bivalvia, Ostreida, Ostreidae.
ACGUCACAAUCUGCUUGACUGCGGGAAAUUUUGUAAACAGAAAUCCGAUCACAGGUAUGUCGUCAUCAAGCAGCAGCAGCAGUAGCUCGGGUUCGGACAGCACGGAGGAAGUGGUGGUCCACCGUUAUCUAAAACAGGACCUUAAGUCUGGGGUAGCCCAGGGGAGAGCACUCCUCCGCCGUCAUGGAGGAAUAAAGGCACAACCCUGUCACUACCAGUUGCGGGAUUGUCGCCAUGCUGUUCUGGACCACAAGGGUCACGGUUACCAGGGUAAACACUGGGAGACCUCUGUCCUUAGUAACAAUCUGGAAAAGUCCACCCGCCGACUCACCAUCAACGCUGUAAACAGAGAGAUGGAUGAAGAGCAGAAAAAACGAGCGUUUUACGAGGCGGAGACGGCUAGACUGGCCAAGGAGAUCAUCGAACCCCUGCUGGCCGAGUACAACGACACCAUCACCAUCAGCAUGAGAGAAAUGGCCGCGGAUGAGCGCGUCCAGGCUCACCAUCAGGAGAUGGUUAAAGACACGGUGCAGGGUGAACUCGUCCACAAGGAGAACGCCAAGCGGGUCCAACAAAUGUCCGAGGAGGAACGCGAGUACCAGAUCAAACUUCUCAUGGCCAUGAAAGAUGACGCUAUGAAAACGGCCAGUAUCGAUUCCUUGGUGGACAAAAUGGCUGAAACCAAUUACAAACGGUCACUUAUCAACACCGAUCUUGAGGAGGCCUCAGAGAGGUUACAGGAGGAUGAAAAGGAGACAAAUAUGGAGUACAAUAAGGCAGUAGGGGAGCUCCUGGACCAGUCCCUAGUCACAGUGGUACAUGAAAACCACAGGGAUAUGCUCAGAGAACAGGCAGAGCAAGCCAGACAGGAAAAAAUAAAAAUGCAGAAGAAUUUGGAGAAUGAUAAAACUGCCAAACAUAUCCAGCACAAGUACUCACGUGCCCUGAAAAAACUUACCGCCAUGUAUCACGAGCUCGAGAGUAAAGACCAAAAAGAAGAGGAGGCACUGAAGCAGUACUUGGAGGAUGUAAAAUUUUCCGCCCAGGAGGACAUAGUCAGAAUGGUUUCCAGGAAGUGGACCAGCAGGAUGUAUUCUGAAGAGAAAUCUAGGCGGAUUCACGAGGAAGAGGAGACAAUUGAUCAGGAGAAUCCGGCUAGAAAUGCUAUGCUGAAUCUGAUGAACCGAGUACAGAGACAAAUGAUGCUUCAGAAGUUCAAAGGAAAAUGGAUCAACGUCACUAACAAGAAAAAGUCAGAGAGGGUAGAAAAAGAAGAAAAUCUAUCUGAACACGAUCGCAAACUCCGGAUGCUUCGAACUAAAAAUCGUAAAGAGACUAAAGUCGUGAGCUGGCAGGAUGAAUGUUAAUAAUGCAGCUGUGAAUUUAAAUGUAGACUGAAUAGUUUCUGUGUCAGAAA